AUGGCAUCAAAAGCCUUUGGUUCUGUUAUACUCUUGAUCGUUACCAUUCUUCUCUGUGGAACAAUUCAAUUAGGGAUCUGUAGAUCAGAAGAGAAAAGCACGGAGAAGACGACGAUGCUAGGAGGCGUUCAUGAUCUCCGAGGAAAUCAGAACAGUGGAGAGAUCGAAAAUCUCGCUCGAUUUGCCAUUCAAGAGCAUAACAUAAAAGAGAACAAGGUUCUUGAGUUCAAGAAGAUUGUAAAAGCAAGAGAGCAGGUAGUUGCAGGAACCAUGUACCACUUAACUCUAGAAGCAAACGAAGGCGCUCAGACGAAGAACUUCGAAGCCAAAGUUUGGGUGAAGCCAUGGAUGAAUUUCAAGCAGUUACAAGAGUUUAAGGAAUCCUCCACUUGA
Microthlaspi erraticum is the source of this 393-nucleotide messenger RNA. The record is from the annotation of a GenBank genome assembly. Lineage: Eukaryota; Viridiplantae; Streptophyta; Magnoliopsida; Brassicales; Brassicaceae.